CAGAGACACCACAAACAUUCAGAAAAAAAUACUACUCACUGGUGGAGUACUACGCACACCCACUCUCCGGGGGAUGCUCAGUAAUGUGCAAGAACAACUUCAUCUUUGAUUGGUAGCAACAGGUAUGUAGAAUCUGAAAGCUUGAGUACCGGUUCUCCAUUUUCUCAAGCAAUUUUCCUAUGCUGUUUUAGUGAUUUGCUUGGCUGUUCAAUGAUUCUCUUUUCUUCCGACAAAAGAACAUGCAAGAACAUAUCCCCCCCCUUGUUCUUUGACAAAAGAACAUGCUGCUUAAGCAUAUAUUUUUUCCCCUUCUCUCAUCCCAGAUUUGUCUCUGAACAGAUUCCAGACCCGUGUUUCUUCUAUUUUUGCUUAAUGGUGCAUCUUGCAUUUUUUUUCUCUCUCUUGGCGGAUAUUAUCUUGCAUGUUGACAUGGGUUUGUUUAUACUCCCUCCGUUCGGAAUUACUUGUCUCGGAAAUGGAUGUAUCUAGAACUAAAAUACAUCUAGAUACAUCCACUUCUGCGACAACUAAUUCCGAACGGAGGGAAUACAUGAUAAUUGUGGUUUGCCGUGCACAGACAGACAUAUGAACCUUCUUGCGUGCUGACUUGUUGAACUGUUCCAUCCAAAGCUCUUCUCCAGUUUUUGCAUAAUUUCCUGAAUCAGAGGUAGCUCCGGCGGCGGUGAAGAUCAGAUGUAUCUGGUGAAGGACAUCGGCGGCGCCAUCGGCCUGAUGGCGGCGGCCUUGGUGCUCCUGGGCACCUGGCCGGUCGUCCUCGCCGUGCUGGAGCGCCGGGGUCGGCUGCCGCAGCACACGUACCUGGACUACUCCAUAACCAACUUCCUGGCCGCCGUGCUGAUCGCUCUCACAUUCGGCCAGAUCGGUGGCGACACGCCGGAGACGCCCAAUUUCCUCACUCAGCUCACCCGGCCCCAGGACUACUGGCCGUCGAUCAUGUUUGCGCUGGCGGGCGGCGUGGUGAUCACCCUCGGAACCGUGGCUACACAGUACGGCUGGGCAUACGUCGGGCUUUCAGUCACCGAGGUCAUGGCCUCAAGUCUCAAGGUUGUCAUAGGGACAACACUGAACUAUUUUCUGGACGGCCGGAUCAACAGGGCAGAGGUUCUCUUCCCCGGCGUCGGAUGCUUUCUGAUUGCAGCCUGCCUGGGCUCACUUGUUCACUCCUCCAAUGCUGCUGACAACCAGGAGAAGCUAUCAAACUCCAGAAACUACUCUGCUGGGAACACUGCAAAGGAAGAUCUCACCCAACACCUUGUUCAAGAAGAAGAGGAACCAAAGGAUUGUGAAGAAGCACUACCAAAUAAUAAGGCUGUGGAGAAAGCCGAGGCAGGAACAGCAGAUUUCCUCAUCGAUCUGGAGGACAAGAGAUCAAUCAAGGUUCUUGGAUCCAACACGCUGGUGGGGCUGGCGAUCGUGACGUUCGCGGGGGUGUGCUACUCGCUGUUCGCGCCGGCGUUCAACCUGGCGACCAACGACCAGUGGCACACGCUGCGCGACGGCCUGCCGCACCUCGUGGUCUACACCGCCUACUUCUACUUCUGCCUCUCCUCCCUCGUCGUCGGCGUGGCGCUCAACGUCUGGUGCCUCUACCGCCCCAUGGCCGGCGUGCCGCGGUCGACGCUGCGGGCGUACGCCGGCGACCGGGAGGGGAGGGGGCUGGCGCUGCUGGCGGGGCUGGUGUCCGGGCUGGGCAACGCGUUCACGUUCAUGGCCGGGCAGGCGGCCGGGUACGCGGCGGCGGACUCCGUGCAGGCGCUGCCGCUGGUGAGCACCUUCUGGGGCGUGGUGCUGUUCGGGGAGUACCGGAGGUCGUCGCGGAGGACCUACACGCUGCUGGGGAGCAUGCUCUUCAUGUUCGUCGUCGCCAUGGCCGUGCUCAUGGCCUCCUCCGCGCACAGGAAGCCGCUCUGACGCAACCACUGCUGCUCAUGCAUCAUCAAUGCAUGGCAACCGGGACCUUGUGUAGCAAAGACAGAGAGGCUACAAUAGUAAGCUCUUCAACGAGGAUGGAUGUUGUGUAAUUUGGACAAGUGCGACGUAUGUCACAUCUUUUUUUUAAUGAUCCUAAUCUAUGAUCGAAGUUCGUCGGAAGUAAAAAGUACCUCAAACAUAAUAAAAAUUACAUCGAUAUUUUGAGAU
Triticum aestivum (bread wheat) is the source of this 2160-nucleotide messenger RNA. Its product is annotated as ureide permease 1. Gene Ontology annotation, biological process: nitrogen compound transport. The coding region runs from base 694 to 1932 and encodes 412 amino acids. Gene Ontology annotation, cellular component: membrane. Gene Ontology annotation, molecular function: allantoin:proton symporter activity; uracil:monoatomic cation symporter activity. Lineage: Eukaryota; Viridiplantae; Streptophyta; Magnoliopsida; Poales; Poaceae. The transcript has 6 exons. The record is from RefSeq and is a predicted model, not a curated record.